AUGGCCGUAGAGGCGAUUAAUCAAAUGCGUCGGCAUCAAGCGGUGUUCUUUGCCGGUCCAACCGGCGUCUAUCCGACACCUCAACUGGCGAACAUCGAGUUGCAGUUGUGGAAUGCGAAACAGUGUUGGCAUUUUGCCCAGCUUUUCGAGCAAGCUGUCGUUAAUGGUUUGACAGCGUUGGCCACUUUGAACCCAGGUACACAUCUCGACUUGGCUGCAUCUCUUUAUUCGGCUGUCAACAAAAACAUAUUGGCACUAAAAAAGAGUAGUCCGCUAACAAAACCCUAUCCAAGUCCUGAUCCAAUGGCCAACAGUCAGAAUACUAUUUUCUUUGGUCAACGUCCUUGGAGAAUAGGCUAUGAUGGGCUUGCCCCGCCUAGCGUGGAAGAAGACGCUGUUACUGCUAUCCUGCAUCGACUGGUUGUAAACUAUGAAGGAGUUAUUUCGUUGUUGAAUGCGGCUAUGGCACAAUUCAAGAAGUACGGUUGUUUCCGUAUGUAUAGGAAGGGAAUCAUUGAGAAAGCCAACGUGUACUACUCGAGUGGCGAUUUGGUACGUGCGCUGCAGCUCUGGGUAGCGGUUGUACGAGAGGGAAUUCCACCUGCUGUACGGCUAGACAUUCUGCAAAAGGCGAUCAGUGCAGCCUACUGUGUAGCGUCCCUCAAGGACUAUGUCUGGUGUUGUGUUCAGUUAAUGCUGAACUCGCCUGCAGCUGAAGAUGGACUUCGAGCUGUGCUUCAUUGCCAGCCACCUGCACCACCAUUCUCGCAGGGUGAUGUGACACCUGCACAGGUAUCCUUCUAA
Messenger RNA from Cooperia oncophora, 804 nucleotides. Lineage: Eukaryota; Metazoa; Nematoda; Chromadorea; Rhabditida; Trichostrongylidae. The record is from the annotation of a GenBank genome assembly.